GCCACGACUGAUGCGUUGCUGGCCGGGGCGUCCGCGGGCAGCUACCCGCUGUACGUGCUGUUCCCGGGGGCAGCUGCCCAGGACCUGCGGGAGCUUUCCGAGCGGGAAGCCCACACCGCGGCGCUUGAACGUGCUGCGGCCCGCUUGCGGAUGCCAGCGCCUGCCGCAAACACAGCUACGGAGGCAGUCGUGGGGAGCUACGUAUCGGCGCCCCGAAACCGGCAACAAGAGCAACUACCAGAGUACCACCACGACCAACAACCGGAAUUUCCUGAGCAGCAGCAACAACAACAACAAGACCAAAGACAAUGCCAGGAGCAGCAGCAGCAUCCUAUGCAACAGCAGCAGCAACUGCAGCAAGGACCGUGUUGCGAGUCCGCUGCGGGGCGAGAGCUGUGCCAGUCCCCACACGAACCUCAGGUUGCAAGGCAACAAGGCAACCAGCAAGGGACUCUUGCGGGGACCCACGCUUCAGAGGCGGCGUCUGCAGCUUCCACGGAUGCGGAAACCAGCUGUAGCCGGCAGCAGGGGGUUCCGGAGCAUCCCCAUGGCAGCCUAGAUCGGCAUGCAUUGAGGGUCUGCGACCAGCGCUCGGCCUCCAUAGACCAAUCCGUCGACAGCAGCAGCAGCGGAGGCGGUUGCAGUUGCACCUGCAGCGGCGGUGCCGGUGGAAGCAGCAGCAGCUGCAGCUGCCUCACGCCUCCAUCCUACUUGCUGGUGGUUAUCGACGGCACUUGGCGGCAAGCCCGGGAGAUGUUUCGGGCGGUGUCGCAUCGCUGCCUACUGCCGUCCGGACCGGGUGUGCAGGUCGCGUUGGGGCCUGCAGACAUCCUUCCGCCCGCAGUACUCUCGUCACAGCCCGUCACCGGAAGCAGCCAGGAUGGACUGCCUGGAUGGGAGGGGCAAGUCCAUGAUGCAAGUCCGACAACGGUGACUUGCACACCCGCAAGCGACGCGAGCUGCAAGCAGCACGCAUGCAGCCAGCGCUGCCCCAGCACAGAGGUGACAGCGGGCGACAAAACAGCGAAUGAUGGGAAGGCAACAGCCCAACCGCAGCCUGACGGCACCUCCUCACCACUAUCUGACCCACGGGUCGAUGAACGCGACGACGCAACAACAGCAGCAGCACCACUUGACUAUGACCCAAACAUGCCAUGCUUGAUUCGCAAGGAGCCAGUGGCGGGCUUUGUGACAACCUACGAGGCAACGGCUCGCGCGCUGGGCUUGCUUGAGCAGGACGCGCAGCUUGCAUCGGAGCUCUUGGCACCGCUGCGGCUUAUGACCCGAUUGCAGGCCGGCUUCUCUCCCGCGGUUCGGUCUCGGAUGUGUUCGGAACGACCAUCUUAACUGACAGCAAGGCAUGCAGGGUUUCCACAGUGUUCUCCAUCACUACCGCCAAUGAUUUGCUGCUGUCAUUACUGCCUGCAGCUUUGCUUUGCUCCAACCGUGGAUGGUGGUUAGAUAGAUAAUGCUGUACCGGUAUGCUUGCGGCCGAUUGGUUUGUCCGACGGUGCCUGCGCCUCGAUUAUUAGCGUGUAAUAGAACUGCUUACAUUGGGUGAUUAUACUGUGCCUCGGGUUUACGAUAUGACCAUGACGUGACACGCCGGCGGCGAUUGGUGAAGCGACAGGAACCUUGCGGUGCUUCAUGAUGUUACUCAUGCUAUAAUUAUAUAAGCUCUUUUAAUCUAUGCUUUUUAAUGCUGAUGGUAC
Messenger RNA from Astrephomene gubernaculifera, 1712 nucleotides. The record is from the annotation of a GenBank genome assembly. NCBI's taxonomy places the organism in Eukaryota, Viridiplantae, Chlorophyta, Chlorophyceae, Chlamydomonadales, Astrephomenaceae.